AUGGGUUUCUUCUGGCGCUUGCUCCCGGUCUUCCUUGCCUAUUUCUCCAUAGGCAGAAUAGAUGCCUGGGGUAGGGAAGGCCAUUUCAUGGUUUGCAAGAUUGCAGAGGUCCCAGAACUUUGUGGCUUAUGCCUCACCUCCAGAUCUUUUUUCUGCCUGCUUCCUAACCGAAGAGGAUUUUACUGGUUUCUCUUCCCGCAGAAGUUCUUGACGGAGAACGCGAGGGAAGCGGUGGCGAAUCUACUGCCGCCGGUGGCGCGUGGGGACCUAGCAGCGGUCUGCUCGUGGGCAGAUGACAUUCUGACCCGUUACCCCUGGUCCUUUCCCCUCCAUUACGUUAAUACGCCUGGCGUCUGCAACUAUGACCAGUCCAGUAAAGCCAUCCUCUCUCUCUCUCUCUCUCUCUCUCUCUCUCGCACAUACAUAUAUAUCAACAUCUCUUCAACAGGGGACUGCCACAAUGAUGACGGAGUCCAGGGAAUGUGCGUGGUGGGAGCCAUCAAUAACUACACUACACAGCUUCGUACCUUCGGCCAACCCUUCAGUAGAUGUGAGAGGAAUCUAAUGCUGAUUAUCAUCCGAAUUACCCGCUUGCUCAGAACCCAUAGUUAUCAUUCUCUAUCCCGGUUGAACCAGAUAAUCUGACUGAGAGCCUCAUGUUCCUCGCCCAUUUGGUGGGGGAUGUCCACGAUCCCGUGGAUGUGAGUUUCUACGAUGACGAAGGUGGCAUCUUUAUCAUUGUCUACUGGUACGGGUCAAAGACCAACCUUCACAGGGUGAGUUCUCUAAGUUUCUUCCUUGUUAGGCUGCUCUGCACAGAGAGAGAGAUUGACGUCGUGUCUUGGUUUUGUUUCAGGUCUGGGAUGUAAACAUUGUACAGACCGCCAUUAAUAAGAUUUACAAGAAUAAUGUCAACGCCAUGAUAGAAAGCAUUGAGGGAAACAUCACUGUAAGUCUGAUAGUGUAUUUUCUAAUAAAUGUUUGAGUCAGUUAGUAGCGUUCAUGGACGUCAUGGGAAAGACUUUGGGCAGAAAAGCAUAAGCAAUGCUUAAAUGAUCUCACUGUAGAUGGGGUAAGUAAUGCGGUAAGCCUAAAUAACUAGGACAACAAUAUGUUUCUAGUUUAUGAUUAUCCACGAUAGACACAUUGAAAGUUGGUCUACUCACUGAUUUCACAAUCACGUUCAAUUUAGGCUAUGUAAUUUUCUUACUUGAUUAAAUAGGAAUAUAUACCCUUCAUAUAAAAGAAUUUUUAGUUCAAACUUAAUAGAUUUUAUUACAUAAAUUAUUACCUCAUGACUUCAUAAUCGUGUACACCUGACUAAAAAAAACAAUCUUCUUUGUAUUAUCACUCUUUUUGUGUUUUUUUCUCUUGAAAAUUGACGUCUGAUGUUCAUUACUGUUUUCAAAUAUUUGACACAAUGGAUGUAGGUUAUUUAAGAUGAUACAUGGUAAUAAUAUUCUUGAAUUUUUGUAGGAGAAUUGGAACGGCGAGAUCAUCCAGUGGCAGAGCUGCGCAAGCAAUGACUUGACUUGUGUAACGGAGUAA
Molecule: messenger RNA, 1548 nt
Organism: Spirodela intermedia
Lineage: Eukaryota; Viridiplantae; Streptophyta; Magnoliopsida; Alismatales; Araceae
Source: the annotation of a GenBank genome assembly